Messenger RNA from Myzus persicae (green peach aphid), 1489 nucleotides. Its product is annotated as myosin-2-like. The record is from RefSeq and is a predicted model, not a curated record. Lineage: Eukaryota; Metazoa; Arthropoda; Insecta; Hemiptera; Aphididae. The transcript is spliced from 9 exons. The coding region runs from base 1 to 1434 and encodes 477 amino acids.
AUGCCAUCGCUGCAGCCGGCUGCACUGCUGGCGAUGCUGGUGCUGCUGACCGCCGCCCACGAUGGAAUUGCAGCUCCAGACAUCACCAUGUCCAUACACAGCGACCUAGCUGGUAGUGGAACACCGAGCUCUUUCACUGUCAAUCAGGUCUAUGCUCUAAUUUCCAAUAUCGAAUUCAGACUGAGAGAUUUGUCAAAUACAUUAAGACGGGAUCAACAAAUGGAAAGAAUAAAUUCCAGGAUAGACAUAAUGUUCAACAAGCUUAGUCAUUUAGAAGUAUCCAACGAAAUGUGGUUCGAUAAAUUUCAGCAGUCGGUGAUGGAGGAAUGUGGUCCGAACCACAUGACCAGACGUCUGGACAAGGCUCAGCAACAACUAGAGAUAACAUUAGAACACAUGGAGACCAAUCUACAGUCCGUCCAAAAUCAUCAGAAAGAACUGGAGAAAGAAAUCAAAAAAGUGGCAGACAGACAGACAGAAAUGGCAACAGACAUUCAGACAAUGCGAAAAGACAUGAGUUCAGAGUUUGAAAAACACAAUUCCAAUCAGAUUACCUUCAGGAAACAGUUACAAGACACUGUUGCAAAUUUAUCUCAACAACCCAAAAUCACGGACAGAUCAAUGAGUGCCUGUUCGUGUAAUCAAGACGGUGAUUUCAGUCAAAUUCCGGAAACAACGACUAUUAACAAACUAGCUACAGCGAUAAGUAAUAUGUACAAUGGGCUCAAAGACCGUACAGAUCACAUAAGCAUCUCACUCAAGGAAUUAGUGGAGAAUACUGACAAGUAUAGACGGAGAUUGGACUCCGAUAGACGAGGCGUGAUAAACGAGUUUUUAGACAGUUUCUUGGAAGCGGCCAUCGACAAAAUAACAGCGAUUCAGAAAAAAUCAGAAAACGAACUUGAAGUCAAGUUCAAAGAGCACUUGCAAUUACUCGUUGAUGGACAAAACUUGUUCAUGGACAAUUGUCACCGGUUGCAAUCAAACGAACGACAAAUCGAGAACGAUAUGGUUGAUAUAUUGGAAAGGAUAUUAGACCGUAUUGAUAACAAGAGUAAGUCCGAGGGCACGACGUUGGAACAAAUACCGAAAACGUUGAAAACCCAAAGCAGCCUGGAGGAGAAGAUGUUCGCGGAGCUUUCGGAACUCGUCAAGACACAGUCUGACCAGUUGACCAGAACAGUAGCCUACUCCACCAACCAAGUGUUAAAGUUGCACCAGGACGUAACGAACAUUUCCAACGCGCUGAUGGCCGUCAACAAUCAUGGCGGACUCUGCAAUUUCACCGUGUCCACGACGGACAUGAACGACAGACUACCCUUGCACAAUACCAACAACAGCCAUAGCAGCAACCCAUCGACUUUAAAAAACAAGUACAACAUCGAAAAACCUACAACAUUGAUGCCGAACCAGAACCGUUCUCCACAUGAUUAGAAUAAAAAUAAACCGUGUAAAUAGUACAAUAUAUUAUUAUGCACUUGAUUUGUCA